Molecule: messenger RNA, 578 nt
Organism: Aspergillus homomorphus CBS 101889
Lineage: Eukaryota; Fungi; Ascomycota; Eurotiomycetes; Eurotiales; Aspergillaceae
Product: succinate dehydrogenase assembly factor 3
Exons: 3
Coding region: 60-473 (137 amino acids)
Biological process (GO): succinate metabolic process; mitochondrial respiratory chain complex II assembly
Cellular component (GO): mitochondrial intermembrane space; mitochondrion
Source: RefSeq, a predicted model, not a curated record
ACUGCGCACUUCCAUCCGGGGGAAAUACUCUCACACAUUGCCUAACGACAUCAAGCACCAUGAGCUUCGCCCUCCGUCCCACGGCGCGCCUCCUGGCUACGCCCGCGUCCAUCGGCUCCAAGUCCAGCCUCACCGAGGCGCUCGCCCUCCUGCCGCCGAUCCCGCUCUACCGCCGCAUUCUCCGCGUGCACCGCAAGAAGCUGGAGCCGGAGAUGCGGCUGCUGGGGGACUCGUAUGUGAAGAGCGAGUUCCGCGCGCACCGGAGCGUGGAGAACCCGCUGCACAUUAUCGGCUUCUUGACGGAGUGGCAACUGUAUGUGCAGAAGCUGGAGGGCGAUGCCUGGAUCGGGGAGAAGCUGGAUAAGAGCAAGUUGGAUAAGAUGAGUGAUCAGCAGAUUGGCCAGCUGUAUGAGCUGAUGCAGGCUAUCAAGAUCCAGGAGGGGGAGGGCGAGGGUGACGGUGAGAAGCAAUAGAUUUGAGUUGUAAAAGGUCUUGUUCUGUGUUGUAUGAUAGCUAAGAAUCAGUAUGUCCGGUCGAGAGCUGUAUGUUAUGUAUAUAGAGCCAUGGAAUGUUGAAAC